UGUUUUCUCUGUGUAAUCGAUAAUUAUGUCCACAUUUGAUAUUUUUUAGCCAAUUUUGAGCGAAAUACACUAAUAAUUCUGUAAUAUUGCUUUGUGAUGUGGUGUUUAAUGGUACGUUUAUAGCGACCUCGUUGCAUUUUAGACUAAUUAUGUAGGGAAAUUAAAUAUUUUAUGGCAUUUCUAACAUCCAUGACAUUGCAAUAUUACACAUUAUAGGAUAUAAUCUUUGUUUUUACUGUCAGAAAGUAUGUCUGUAACAGUCGGUUCAACCUGUAGAUAGCUACUUAAUAUAUGGUGGCCUAGUUGAAGUAUAUUUCAUUAAAGAAGUGUUUCAUUAAAGGUCCAGUGUGUAACAUUUAGGAGAAUCUAUUGGAGGAAAUAUAAUGUUCAUAGGUGUGACCUCCGGUUUAGGAUGUGCCUGUAGUCGACGCCGAGGGUAAAGCAGCCGUCAUGCCGUGUUCGUGCGCAGAGUGGAGGAGGUGGAUCCGCCCGCUGGUUCUGGUUCUGUACGCUCUCCUGCUGGUGGCCGUGCUGCCGCUCUGCAUCUGGGAGCUGCAGAAAGACAAGGUUGGGACUCACAGUAAAGCCUGGUUCAUUGCAGGCAUCUUUGUCUUUCUGACCAUCCCAAUUUCACUGUGGGGGAUCCUGCAGCACAUUGUGCACUACACCCAGCCUGAGCUGCAGAGACCGAUUAUCAGAAUACUAUGGAUGGUCCCUAUCUACAGUUUGGACAGCUGGCUGGCUCUGCGGUAUCCCAGUCUGGCCAUCUACGUGGACACAUGCAGGGAGUGCUAUGAGGCCUACGUCAUCUACAACUUCCUGGUGUUCCUGUUGAGCUUCCUCAGCAACCAGUACCCCAGCCUGGUGCUGAUGCUGGAGGUCCAGCAGCAGCAGCCACACCUGCCCCCGCUCUGCUGCUGCCCUCCAUGGCCCAUGGGAGAGGUGCUGCUGUUCAGGUGUAAGCUGGGAGUCCUCCAGUACACUGUGGUCAGACCUGUGACCACCGUUAUAGCGCUGAUCUGUCAGCUCUGUGGGGUUUAUGAUGAAGCCAACUUCAGCUUCAGAAACGCCUGGUCCUACCUGGUCAUCAUCAACAACAUAUCACAGCUGUUUGCCAUGUACUGUCUAGUGCUGCUGUACCGAGCUCUCAAAGAAGAGCUGACUCCCAUCAGGCCUGUGGGCAAGUUCCUCUGCGUCAAACUGGUGGUGUUUGUCUCCUUCUGGCAGGCUGUUUUCAUAGCGUUUCUGGUGAAGGUCGGCGUGAUCUCUGACAAACACACCUGGGACUGGGACAGUGUGGAGGCCGUGGCUACCGGAUUGCAGGACUUCAUCAUCUGCAUAGAGAUGUUCCUGGCUGCCAUCGCUCACCACUACACCUUCACCUACAAACCAUACGUACAGGAGGCAGAGGAGGGGUCAUGUUUCGACAGCUUUCUGGCCAUGUGGGAUUUCUCUGACAUCAGAGCGGAUGUCACAGAACAAGUCCGCCAUGUUGGUCGUACUUUCCUGGGUCGUCCCAACAAGAUGUACUUCGGUACGGUAGUUCGACCCGAACACACUGAGCACACCGGCCUCCUCACAUCGACCUCCCAGGACCCCGUCGCCGCAGCAGCCACAUCGAUGCCCUCCUCCCCCUCCUCGAGUGGGCGGUACCAGGGCCUUGGCCACACCACCGCCCCACACUCUAUCUCCGCCCCUGCAGGGUUCACCUCCUCUUCCUGGGAUGACGACAGCGACUCACCUGAGGCAGGUGACAGCCAAUAACAGGGUGACACCACUGGAAGCACAUAGCCAGGGGUGGGAACUUCAAUCUCUCUUUAUGUCCUUUGCCCCCUUGUUUUGAUGUGCUUCAUAGCUAUGGACAAAUAAACUCUAAGUUCUGUAAACUCAGAAUAAAAAUGUAAACAUGGACUGAACUCUGAAUGGUUUUCAUCAGGAUGAAGCAAAGGAAAGCAGAGAAGAGAAAGAGUCGUCACUCUGUGAUGUCAAAGCCAUGUCAAAUGUAUUUUUAAAAUAAUUACCCAGUUUUAAAUGUUUUAAAUCUGUAUUUUAAUGUCUAAUGAUGUCAUUUUGAUAAAUGUAUCUCUGACUGUUGAAAGAAUAUUUGAUGUUUUCAUCAGAGUGGAAGCAGCUUGUUGGUUUUACACUCCCACGGUGUUGAAGUGUCCUUGAAGUAGGUUUAACCAUUUGUUUUAAUUCAUAAUAAAGGAACAUGCCAUAUCUAAUCACCAGAAAA
This is a messenger RNA of Dicentrarchus labrax (European seabass), 2236 nucleotides long. Its product is annotated as transmembrane protein 184C-like. The record is from RefSeq and is a predicted model, not a curated record. NCBI's taxonomy places the organism in Eukaryota, Metazoa, Chordata, Actinopteri, Moronidae. The coding region runs from base 451 to 1764 and encodes 437 amino acids. The transcript is spliced from 12 exons. Gene Ontology annotation, molecular function: transporter activity. Gene Ontology annotation, biological process: transport.